Messenger RNA from Spodoptera litura, 731 nucleotides. The record is from RefSeq and is a predicted model, not a curated record. Lineage: Eukaryota; Metazoa; Arthropoda; Insecta; Lepidoptera; Noctuidae.
UUUAUCAUUCUCGUGUCAGCACUAGAACAGCAGCAUCAUGUCUGUGAAGGCUAUCCUCGUCCUCUGCGCCCAGGCGCUCCUCGUCAAGUCCGCCCUCAGCCAGUGUACUAGCAGAGCUGCAGUCGCUGAAUUACCGCUAGCUGUUCCUUAUGGCUUGGCUGCUCCCGUCCUAGGCACUCCUUGUGGACUGGCCGCUUCUGAGCUUGUCGCUCCUUGGACUAGCCUUGGAGCUGCUGGCUUAGCUACUCCGUACGGUCUGGCUGGUAGAGGUCUGGGCUACGAUGCCAUCAUUGGCGCCCCCGCCAUGGAAUUCAGCCCCACCAGUGGUGGUGGUCUGCCUGUGACCAGUGGCUCCGCCAUAGCUCCCGUCGGUAUCUCCGUGGUGUCUGACAAUGUGUACGAGGGUGUUAUGGAAGUGAUUGGAGAGCUGCCGUUCGUGGGUACUGUUGCUAUGGAAGGAGUAGUGCCCUCUGCCGGUGCUGGUGCCGUCAACCAUGCUUGUGGUAAUGGCAGGACCGCCAUGACCAGUGGCUCUGCUGCCUAUGCUCCGACUGCUGCUCUGGCUCCUCUUGCUGCUUAUGGUCCUGCUGGUGCUUUCGCUUCCGCUGCUUACGCUGCACCCGGACUUGGUUUCCGAGGUGACCUGAUAGGCAGAGGUUGUGGCUGUGCAAUCUAAGAACUUGGUAGGAAUAUAACCGAAAACGAACUAAAUAAAUUGAUGAACUCAAAAA